ACAGAGAGAAUCGCAUCACAGUCCUAGAAGCGAUUUGCUUUCCCGUGGUGGGAGUGCAAUAGGUCUGAUUGAAAACAAGCGGCGCUGCUGCCUCCGUGCGCUCUAGCAUAUGAGGAGAGGAGCAGUUUUCCGUGUGUUUGCACGGUGUCUGUCUACCCGUAGUUACGCUGCAAUGGGACCUUAAAACCAUCUAAAUGACACUAUUUUAAACAGGAGCGGAGGGUAAAUAUAAACAAAACACGGAGAAGAUAGCAGUACGCGAACUCGCCAUGGAGAAGCGCAGAGGAGGAGGAAUAUAACGUGGACAACUGACAAAGAACUUGAAGGAUUUACCACUUGUUUUGAACAUUGACUUUAAAAGGGAUAGCAAUUCCGGAUUUUUCUGAUAACUUGUGCUGAACAUUAGUCUACACGUCGUUGCCAUGAAUGGAAAGGGGAAUUAUACGGGAUGCUGGAGACUGCCAGUGCUCGGUUUCGUUGUGAUUCUGCACUUGAUUCCAUUGUUUGCACAUGGGAAUUCCAUUGGAGGAAAUGUGACUGAGUCACCGGAUAAUGCUGUGAACGUGACCUCACUGCCCGGCGGGGAAGAGGGCGAGAAGAUGUUGGAUCUCACCAAGGUGGUCAAUGGCGAGAGCCAGAGGGCCGGACGCAAGCCACGAGACGGAGAGGACGCGGGGAGCGGCAUGAUGGGUGGCGAGGGGUUCCCUGUGGUCGGCGAGGAGGAGGCCGGAGCCGGGGGCCGCCACUCACUCAGUCCGGACUCGGCCGAGACGGAUCACCUGCUGCCCCAGGCCCCUGGAAACACCCAGCAGGAGGAAGAGGAGGAUGAUAGCCGCAAGCUGCCCCUGCCCACUGACCUGCCCUGGCAGAACGCCAAGGGUGGCCUGGAGACCACGGUGUUCGACCUGGACCGGGAGUUCACCCCCACCACCACCCAGUCGCCCAUCGUGCGCAUCUCCAACUCCGACACCCUCACGGUGGACUUCGUGGACUCCGACUCGCGUGACCUCGAGACGCCCGCCCCGUCCGCCCACGAGCUGCAGGGCCGCGACCCCACCUCCUGGACCAUGCCUGACAACUACGACUACCUCACCCCGUACGACGACAGCAUCUCCCCCUCCCCCGACGAGUACUCCGACACCACCACCACCGACCUCUACGACGACGACAUCACCACCACCCCGCCUCCUCGCCCCUACCGACCCCGCAUCCCCAUCCCCGGCCUGCUGGCCCCUGACGGCCCCCUCACGAGCGGCGGCGGUGGAGUCGAGGACCCAGCGCCUCCCCCAGGGGUUGACAAUGAUGGCGCCAGUGGGUCCAACUGCCCCAACGGAAGCUGCAAGACGCCCUGCGAUCAGCUCCCCAACUACUGCUUCAACGGAGGCCAGUGCUUCUUCUCUGAUGGAUUGGGACCCUUUUGCAGGUGCAACGUGCAGGAGUACGUGUGGAACAAGGGCGCACGUUGCGAGUCGGUCAUCACGGAGUUCCAGGUGAUGUGCAUCGCCAUCGGCGCCUCGGCCGUCAUGCUCCUGCUGCUCUUCAUGAUCGUCGUCUGCUUCGCCAAGCAGCUGCACGUCCUCAAGACCGAGAACAACAAGCUGCGCAAGCGCAGCAGUAAGUACCGUCCCUCCUCGGAGCAGCACAAUGAUAAUUUCUCGUUGUCCACCAUCGCUGAGGGCUCCCACCCAAAUAAAACCAUGAGCAGAUACACCUGGGAGUGUAAGAACAAAGAGGACACCGACUGCGAGUUCCAUGCCGACGGAAAGAAGGAAGGCCCCUACCCCGUUACCCUGGAGGUGGCGUACCCGCACGUCCUGCCCGAAGUCACUAUAUAGGCCUGCGCUGAACGGGUAAAUGACCUCCUGCUGGCUUAUGCCUUACAGCACGGCUGCUGCUAGACGUGACACACUGACACACAUGCUCACUUCUCAGGGUGAUUACAUCUGCCAGGCCCUGUCAGCAUUUAGUGAGAGUGAGGAUGUGCGUGUAAUACGUGUGUGUGUGUGUGUGUGUGUGUGUGUGUGUGUGUGUGUGUGUGUGUGUGAAUGUGAGAAGUGUUGAAGGCAAAAAAAUAAAUACCCCAUCUCUCUCAUUGUUGAUAAAGUUCUAUCUCUACAUUUAGUGAUAUUUUUAUUGCAAACAAACUUCUGUUGUCUUUAAAAUAAACCUUCUCUUUAUCCUCUCAAAACAUUACUCUUCAGCUAGUAACAUACAUACACACACACACAUACACACACACACUCCUUUAAUGUGUGAUUUCUCUUGUCCUCGUCAGUGACUGCCCUAAUUAGGGUGUUUGAUGGUUAUUCCACAGAGGGUAAACGGGGCUUGGUUGGCAUUGCAGUAGAUUGCUAGUACUUUCCCUGCCUACCUCAAGCCUGAUUUUUGUUUGGGUGGGGGUUGCGUGUGUUUUGGGGGAGGAUAUGUGUGUGUGUGUGUGUGUUAUCAGUAAAAUAGUGGGGAAUCAGGAGAUGCAUAGGGCUGUAUAGGAGGCUGAAGGGGGGGUUGUUGCAUGUGUGCAUGUGCCUUGUGUGUUUGGGUUGGGGUGGGUUGGAGUCAUCAGACCCUGAGCUUUUCUAUGCAAAACAGUCUCUCAUACAGCCCUGUCAUCUUCCUUUUAAACCCACUGGUGCUAAAAAGGGUAUUCAGUCCCCACUUAACACUUGGUGUGACGUGCUGGGAAGCCAAAAGGGUUAAAUGUGGUUCUCUGUGUGCUCUUCUCCUUUGUAAACACCUUUAUUCCAGCCACCUGGAUAAGCAGGUAGUAUUCCCUCUCUGAGAAUGACUGACUUAUGAUGCAUUUACACAAUGUGUCAUCAUAGAUACAUACUGAACUUUAUUAAAUGGGGUUUAAGUAAAUCUGAAUGAAUAAAUUAGUUAAAUUAUAAUUUACAUAAAUUAUAAUCUGUAGCUAAGAUGGUUCUGGAGCACAUUCAUGAUAUUACCACAUUGAUAUUACCUUGAAAUAAGAGGGUAUCAAUUCUAGAAGAAUACUAGAUCGCAGCUGAUGGGAACUAUAACAGAGGGUGGGCUGUGUUCUAGACCAAGAGGGUCUUGAGAACGCACCAGAGGGGAACACGCAUGUGUGGUUUGGGGGGGUUCUAAUGGUUCUAUUGGUUCUCCAGGAUGAUCCUCAUGCCCAGAACAAGCUGGAGGACCCCGUGAAGGCCCCCCCUCCCAAGGAGGACGAAUCGCUCAACAUCCAGAACUCUCUCACCCCCAAGCAAGAG
Alosa sapidissima (American shad) is the source of this 3230-nucleotide messenger RNA. It is a transcript of the gene cspg5a, whose product is annotated as chondroitin sulfate proteoglycan 5a. The transcript has 6 exons. Gene Ontology annotation, biological process: nervous system development. The record is from RefSeq and is a predicted model, not a curated record. Lineage: Eukaryota; Metazoa; Chordata; Actinopteri; Clupeiformes; Clupeidae. The coding region runs from base 423 to 1835 and encodes 470 amino acids.